Jaculus jaculus (lesser Egyptian jerboa) is the source of this 1908-nucleotide messenger RNA. It is a transcript of the gene Znf239, whose product is annotated as zinc finger protein 239. Gene Ontology annotation, cellular component: PcG protein complex; transcription regulator complex. The coding region runs from base 578 to 1744 and encodes 388 amino acids. Gene Ontology annotation, molecular function: RNA polymerase II cis-regulatory region sequence-specific DNA binding; DNA-binding transcription factor activity, RNA polymerase II-specific. The transcript has 2 exons. The record is from RefSeq and is a predicted model, not a curated record. Gene Ontology annotation, biological process: regulation of transcription by RNA polymerase II. Lineage: Eukaryota; Metazoa; Chordata; Mammalia; Rodentia; Dipodidae.
CACCGCUGCGGCGGCGACCCCGGGGCCCGGCUCCGAGCACGGCCAGCGCCCCUCCCGGGCCUGGAUUAUUUCCGAGUGACCGGCCUCCUUGCGGAGGUGCUUGCGGUGGACAUUAGGCGAGCCAGAGGGGCUUCUGGGAGGGAGCCCCGAGAAGGACCGAGGUGUCCACUGCAGAGCCGCGCGCUCGCAGCCCAGGAACUGAAAGGCUGAGGACGUGGUCACCGCUCACGAGAGCAGGAAUCUGCCCUUCCCCGAGGAGGAGACUAUGACCAACUUUGGGGAGACCUAAAUGGACAUUCUAUGCAGAAUCUCUAAGAGAGGAACUUUCAGGAACUGCUGUGUGGGCUUUCCCUGCUGGCUGAUUUUAGAAGAUGCAACAAGUCAGGACCUGUGAGUCAGGAUUGUAUUGUGAAUCUUCAAGGAGAAAUAUACAGGCAUCCUGAACUAGAUUCCUCUCAGAAGGGAGGAGAGAGGCACCUUGCCAUAUUUCUAGAAACAAGAAUCGUGUGGCGACUUGUGAAAGUGAUUCCACAAGCACUGAAAGUGAAAAGCACUUGUCUUUGAAGUCCCAAACCAAAUGUCCACACAAGACUGCUCUGUGAAGUUCUGUAAGAGCGAACCUCUGGGGAAUAAAGGUCUCCUUGUAAGUGACAAAAGAACGAAAAGAAAAGGAAUAAGGGAGAAAUCUCCUCCUGUGGACCACAGUUCAGAGAACCUUCAAGUUAAGCUUCCAUCUGAUGAAUCAGAAGCAGCGUCUCCAUUGUUUGGUGGCGAGGCAGCUUGCCAGAAUGGCCAGUCUAAAGGAUCUCUGGUUCUCUUUGGCUGUCACAGUGGAGACAUUUGUGGAUGGAAAUCACCGUUGGUUAGUUGCAGUCAUCAGAGAGCUCGCCCAGAGAAAUCCUGUAACUGUAAUGACUCUGAGGAAAUACCUGUCACCAGCCCAGGUGGUCACCUUUGCGAGGGAAUUCACACCGCUGAGAAACCGUACAAAUGGGGCCAGUGUGCUAAGGACUGCCGCCAGAACCCAGAACUGCUGCUUCAUCCGAGGGACCACGUGGAAAGCAAGCCCGACGGCUGCGGGCAGUGUGGGCAGGGCUUCCCCGGCAGCUCCAGCCUGCCCACCCACCAAGCAGGCCGCACCGAGGAGAAGCCGUACCAGUGCGACAAGUGUGGGAAGGGCUUCACCAGGAGCUCCAGCCUGCUCACCCACCACGCGGUGCACACGGGCGAGAAGCCUUACAAGUGUGACAGCUGCGGCAAGGGCUUCAGCCAGAGCUCAAAACUGCACCUCCACCAGCGAGUGCACACUGGGGAGAAGCCCUAUGCCUGCGGGGAGUGCGGCAUGAGCUUCAGUCAGAGGUCGAACCUGCACGUCCACCAGCGGGUCCAUACAGGAGAGAGGCCCUACAAGUGCGGGGACUGUGGCAAGGGCUUCAGCCAGAGCUCAAACUUGCACAUCCAUCGGUGCAUCCACACGGGCGAGAGGCCCUACCAGUGCUGUGAGUGCGGCAAGGGCUUCAGCCAGAGCUCCGACCUGCGCCUCCACCUCCGACUGCACACCGGGGAGAAGCCCUACCUCUGCGGCAAGUGCGGGAAGGCCUUCAGCCAGAGCUCCAAACUCCUCAUCCACCAGAGGGUGCACACCGGGGAGAAGCCCUAUGAGUGCGGCAAGUGCGGGAAGGCCUUCAGCCAGAGCUCCAACCUGCACAUCCACCAGCGGGUUCACAGGAAGGAGCCUCACUAAGCGCCAGGAGCCUGCCUAAGCGUUCUUUGGAAAGACUUGGAGGAUUUUCACAGUUGAGGAUUGGAUCAGUGGGAACAUGCUUGUCUGGCAUGCACGAAGCCCUGGGCUCAAGCCUCAGCACACCAAAAAAAAAAAAAAAAAAAAAAUCCGAUUUUGAUUUUUUU